AACACAGCUGCAGAGCUAGCCGCAUAGCGUUUGUAAACAUGGUGUAGUAUCACAUCGAGUGUUGAGGGAAUACAUACAUUUCUAUACUGGCAUAAUAAGAUAACUCGUGGUCCUUGUUAUUGAUAUGCAGAAGAAAACGUUUUAAAUCAGACCUAUCGUGUAUAUUUCUGUGCUAGUGCAGACAUGCCGACCUCCCCGGUGAAGACACGGAUACCGCUGUCAAGUUUUGGCCAUCUUGUAACCGAAGUAAAGAGACAGCUCUUUGGGAUUGAUUCGCCAACCCUGAAGGAACUGACAGGAUGGAGGAAACAUUUUAACAGCUACACCUUACAAGGGCGCAGAAAUUUUGUUCUUGCCACAUAUGGCGUUCUUGCACUCACAGCUGCUGCCUUCAUGCUGAGACGCAGCAGGAAGAAGGAGCAUGAAACAGCAUCUGCCUCCUCAUAAACUGCAAAUGGAAAGUUUUGAGGGUUAAAAAUACAGUAAAUUAUUUAUGAUCGCUACAUGUGCGGACCAUGUUUAAUGAAGCUUAUGUUUCUACAUAUGCACCAGAUGUGCAUUUCUUUGUUAUGCACACUCUUUUAAUUUAUACAUAGAUUGGUUAGGCUUUAAUUUUGUGGCCCUAUUUUGACAUCCUGUUGACUAUUUAAAUUGGUAUCACUAAUUUGAUGGUCCCUUUAACGCAUUUUGAUGAAUUUUAGUUACAUUGCAUCUGCAUGCCAACUAAUUUUCAUUAGCUUUUAAGUAGACUGUUAGGUUGGGGUUGGGGUUAGUGUAAGUUGACAUGUACUUGCAAAGUUUCUUAUAGUCGGUUAAAUGUCUGUUGAAGGAGCAGUAUUAGUAUAUACAUUAAGCAGGCAGUCUACUAAUAAAUGAGAAUUAAUUGGCAUAUAGUUGCAAUGCUACUUCUAGUCAACAAAAUGUGCAAUAGGGACAAUCAAAAUAAAGUCUUACCAUAAAUUCAUGCAAUUUAAUUAGUAUGAAAAUAUAAGAUUUUAAAAAGGAACCCUUUAUCCUACCCCUCAUUGAGGGAUGAGCAAAUCAUACUAAAAUGUGCGAAUGAGAUUGUGCAAAUUCACUGUUAGCUAUUUUAUUGUAUUUUUGCUGCAACUUAUACUGGCAGCACUGUUGCCAGCAAGUUACGGCAACUGCCUCUUUAUUGUAACUUACCUGUAAAUGUGUUUUACAGUAGCAGGGCUCUACCGCAAUUACAUUUUACAGUAAAAUAGCCUAACUGCAACUUCUUUUUAUGGUCAAAUGUAAUUUUUAUGCAUUAAAAUUACACAUUUCUAUUUUACUCUUAUUUAUAUUUUACACUAGCAGACAAAACUUUUAUUUGUAGUAUUUGUAGUAUUUGCUAUUAAAUUUAAUAAAUUCAACAAGUGACAAGUUUUGUCUUAAACUACAGUACUUGAUUAUUUUGAUUACAGCAGAAUACAGCAAAUUCCUAAUAUGCAGUAAGUUACUGUAAAAGUUUUAAAAUGACCCACAAUGCAGUGCAUAUGGCAGUACUAAACUGUACUGAACUGGCUGUUUUUGCAGUAAAUAACUGUAAAAUUGCGGCAAAGUCUGGCCAGUAAAAUAUUCUGACAUAUGAAAACCUUGAAUAAAAAUGUCACGGUAUGACGGUA
This is a messenger RNA of Danio aesculapii, 1631 nucleotides long. RefSeq names its product ATP synthase membrane subunit K, mitochondrial-like. NCBI's taxonomy places the organism in Eukaryota, Metazoa, Chordata, Actinopteri, Cypriniformes, Danionidae. The record is from RefSeq and is a predicted model, not a curated record. Bases 184 to 447 code for a protein of 87 amino acids. The transcript is spliced from 3 exons.